AUGGGAAUAAAAGGAAAAGAAAAAAGAGAUAAGGCAAAAAACGAGAAAAAACAGUUAGAAAUGCUCGAAAAGGAGAAAGAAUUGUACAGCAAAGCAUGUGUUGCUAGUAGUAUCAAAUUUGUUGCGGGCGAAGUAAGUGACAAAACCACUAAACUGACGGAGACUGACAAAUUUUCUAGUAGCUUGGCAACAAUACUAGCAAGAGACAAAGAAGUGGUGGCGGUAAUGCUGAAAGUUUUAACUAAUGGAUGUAGUGUUUACAUUGCUAAAAACGAUAACUGGCUCGAGAAUGAUACCAUACAUAUUAACAGAAUCGAAAAUUACCUGAAAAGAAUAUCUGAAGAUGCCCCCAUAACAAUGCAAGUAGCAACAAAAAGAGAUGAUGUGCGUGCUUUAUCAAGCGAAAUAAUGACGUACUGUGCUGUUAAACUUCAAUCUAGAUUUGAAAAACUCAAGAAAGAUAUAAUUCGUGAUCGAAACAAACAUAUUAAAUCUUUCAUAAAGUAUGCUUCAAUUGACACUAAGAAUAUGGAUAACAUUAAUAAAUACGACUUUUCAAUAACUUGUUUUGAAUAUCGUAAAAACCAAAAAAUGCUAUUCAAAAGUCUUGAAGAUCCUGCAACCCCAAAAUAUUUGAAAAAAUUUCUAGGACAUAUCAAAAAGGUGGGAUCUUACUACGAGUCCUUGAACAAGAUCAUAAGUUGUGCAUGUAACGCAAAGUAUAAAAUUCUAUUUUCUCAUAUGGAAGUGCAUAUGUUGGAGCCUAUUAUGGCCAAGCAGUCCAUAAUUUCCUGGGAGAAUGUUAUCAAAAGAUUUAUUACCGAUCACGAAAAGUAUGAAAAUUUCAAGGAAGCAUGUUUGAAUGAUGAUAAAAAGAAUGAUAAUUUAAGACGUGUAUACGGCGAAAAUAUGCAACUGGAUAGUGCAGACAUUAGACAAACUGUAAAAUUACACGCAGAAAUGAACAUAUUGACCAACGUACUAAUAAAUGAGGGUGAUAAAAGUAGAGCAUUUAUAGUUAUAUCCAAAAGGUGCUGUUAUUUAUGUGAAUUGUAUAUCAGAUUUGCGCGAACAAAAGGAUAUGUUAUUGAUAUUUCUGGAACACAUAGAAAGAUAUAUCAUUUAUGGAAAUUUCCGGACGUAAAUAAUGCUAUCUUCUAUGAUGAAUCUCUAUCACACAUACUAAAAAAUCUCAAUCAGAUCAUAAAGGAUGAAACAGAUAAUCUUACUGAAGAAAUGGCGUCAUCUGAUAGUGAGGCAGGAAGUGUGGGCUCUAAUAAUAGUAAAACGGGUUCUAGUCAUAAUGUUAAUGAAGAAUUUAGAUCUAUAUUCAAAGAAAUUUAA
Funneliformis mosseae is the source of this 1344-nucleotide messenger RNA. The record is from the annotation of a GenBank genome assembly. Lineage: Eukaryota; Fungi; Glomeromycota; Glomeromycetes; Glomerales; Glomeraceae.